This is a messenger RNA of Sorghum bicolor (sorghum), 1303 nucleotides long. RefSeq lists its product as uncharacterized. The record is from RefSeq and is a predicted model, not a curated record. The coding region runs from base 128 to 1303 and encodes 391 amino acids. The transcript has 2 exons. Lineage: Eukaryota; Viridiplantae; Streptophyta; Magnoliopsida; Poales; Poaceae.
AGUUAUUUGUCCCUGUAAAGAUUGCAAGAACCACUUAGCAACUUAUGAUGUGGAAAUCAUCAGAUCACAUCUGAUUAGGCGAGGAUUUGUCCCGAACUACACAGUAUGGCUUCAUCAUGGUGAAGUAAUGUUUCUUGAUGGCAACGAUGAUGACCAAGAAGACGAUGCUGAAGAAGGCCAAUUGUUGUCCCAAUACGCAGACAUGUUUGAAGCACAAAUGCAACAUGAUUCAGCAAAAUCUUUGGCCUUAAGUGAAAAGAACAGCUUGCAGGCGAAGAAGAACAUCCACCACCCUCGUCUAGGCCCCGGUGGCUACGAGGGCAAGGAAGAGAUGUUUAGAAAGAUGGAAGAGGAGGCCGUAGCUGCUGGGAAUACAAAAGUAAUGAAAUUGAAGCCACGCACCAAGCGUUGGCUCUUUGCCAGGAAUCUUGAAGAAUCAGGCAGCAGUCUGAAAUUUGCCAAGCCAGAGACCGAGGAGGCAGUGUCAAGGAUAAUGAAAUAUUCUGAAGACAUCGAGAAGGGCUCAUUCACUCCUUCUAGAGAGAAGGACGAGCUUAGCCUUGGCUUGGGAAACCCCGAGCACCCAGGCCGUGUCAGGGGGUUAGGGAAACAUAAGACCUGGAAGGAAGGAUUUCGAGAGGAUGUGGAGAUGUACAAGAAACAUGGUAGAAACCGGGAGGAGAGUCUUGCCACCCUAGUGAAGACCCUAGUUGCCAAGGAACUACAGGAGCAAGGACUGUCUACUGAGCGACGGUCACAAAUGGAGCCGCCUAGGGAUUUGGUUCUAGUUGGUAGCCCUCCAAAUGUUCAAAGCAGCCAAGGUUCCAAUGCAGCCUCCGCCUCAGUCGAUCACAUACGGGUGCCAACUCGUUGCAUCCUGUUGAUUCCCAUCGGUAGGGGACAGGAGAUGGCUGAGGUGGCAACGGGUCUGGCACAUCCUCCAAUUCCAGGCGACAUCUGGCACCAUAAACCGGUCUCGGCCGACUAUAGUAAGGUUGAGGUGCAUACCGUGAAUCCCGAGUACGCGAAGCAUAAGAUUGAACACCCAACUAGCGAGGGGAUUCGUGAGCUUGGACUACUCAUGAAACAGUUCAUCCUAUGGUACAAAAAGGAUAUUGUGUUGAAUGUUUCCUCGCCAACUCCAAGUGAUGUACACCUGGAGAGAGUCCACCUUGAGGAUGGAGCGGUGUAUUCACCGUCUCAUGAGGACCACUUGAUGCAUGAGAGGGUACCGGCUUCUCCAACCGCUGGUGAGCAAGGGGGGAGCCAGGGCAUGAUGAGACGCCACAUGAGCCUCAAAUAG